Paramuricea clavata is the source of this 12876-nucleotide messenger RNA. NCBI's taxonomy places the organism in Eukaryota, Metazoa, Cnidaria, Anthozoa, Malacalcyonacea, Plexauridae. The record is from the annotation of a GenBank genome assembly.
AAGAAAAUGUUCCAAGUAAUGUUGCAAUUACAGGUAAUACGUCAGAUUCUGACAUAUCUGACCAAGUGUUACUUGAUCUUUCCCGAGGAGAGAUGACCAAACUCGUAAAGGGGAGAAGUGACGGAGACGAUUUAAGAAAGCGACGUACAGCGCUCAAGAGAAAACUAUCGAGCAUCAGAACCAGAUCUGAGCAAAAAGAAGCUAUGGAACUUAAGAGGCGACUAGAUGAGAAAACUGAAAGAACCACAGCCUUAAAACCCUGGUAUUGUAAGAAGGUUUCUGUGAAGCAUGCGAAGAAGUUCAAACUGCUUUUAGAACUGUGGGAAAGUGAUCCUGAAUCGAUAACAAUAGUAAAUGAUAAUGGCGUAUGUUUCAAAGAAGAGUUCGCAAUAGGCAGGGGCAGUUAUGGCACAGAGGUGUACAUUUGCUUGGGCUCGGACGGAAUAGAACGAGCAAUAAAACGUUUGCCAAAACUCUUGUGUAAGAAAUUCUUGGAGAAUGAACGAGAUAUCUUGAAUUCUCGGAAUGCAGUCGAGUCGCCGCAAAUUGUAAAUUAUUGUUUCUACGAUGACACUUCCAACCCUGAUUUCGGUUAUUUGAUUCUGAGCUUAAAUGAACAGAAUCUGGAAGAAUUUAUCAAGGAGGAAGGCGAAAGGAUGACAGAGUCGCGUGCUAGAAAGAUGAUACGUCAAGUGUUGUUAGGGCUGAAAGCAUUACACGCUAGAGAGCCUAGAAUUCUGCACAGAGACCUGAAGCCAACUAAUAUACUUGUUGAUGUGGAUGGUAAUUUACUGCUGUCUGAUUUUGGUAUUGGACGCUUUUUCCCAAAACAAGGUAUUUUCACAAGAUAUAUAUUUUAUAUAUAUACAUAUAUAUAUAUAUAUAUAUAUAUAUAUAUAUAUAUAUAUAUAUAUAUAUAUAUAUAUAUAUAUAUAUAUAUAUAUAUAUAUAUAUAUAUAUAUAUAUAUAUAUAUAUAUUCAUCGUAUAUGUAAAUAUUUAGUAUGACUAAACAUGACCUGCAAAAACUCACCUGUGUAGAUGCUUUUUGACUUUUAAUUGUUUUAUGAUCAUUACAGUGCUUUAUAUGUAUUGGGGGUUGUAUGUUGCAUUUUGGCUAACCCCUUGUGUUGUCCCAGGAAAUAUGUAAAUGUCCCCAGGGCCAGGACUGAGUACAGGGUUCCCAAUAGAAGCCUGCACCUGGUAAAUUUUGCUGCCUAUAAUGUAGACAGUCUCCGUUGUCACUUGAAAUUAUUUCCUUGCCACAGAAAUGUCAAGGGAAAGGUUUAUUAUACUGUAAUUAAACCAUAAUUUUUACACGAUAUUCUUUGUUUGUGGUGUUUCUCCAAGUGUGCAUCCAGCUGAAAAGUUUGCCUGACCAUGGUGGGAAUCAAACCCACGACCUUUGGGAUACUAGUCCAAUGCGUGACCGUGUAGCUUAGUUGCUAGAGCAUUGGACUAGUAUCACAAAGGUCGUGGGUUCAAUUCCCACCUUGGUCAGACAAACUUUUCAGCUUGCCCGGUGUGGAUGCACACUCAGAGUUAAGUGUUAAUUGUUUAAUUAUUAAGUGUUUUGGACGAAAUCUCAAAAACAACUGUCCAAAAUAGUUGAAAUACCAUUUUAAAAGGUCUAUAUUUCAGCAUCUUUGGGGGAAGACAAUCUCGGACCCCCCUAGGACCUUUGGCAUCAUAGAGCUGCCUACUUCUUUCAAAAAGCCUCCUACUCCAAAUUUUAUUGGGAACCCUGAGAGUAUGUCUCUCAAGGGCCAUACACAAGGCCCUUGUAUCCCUGUCAAUCUGAAGUCCCAUAUACAAGCAGCUAAAUUUAGAAAUUGCACUUAUCCACUAUAUGAGGCCUAAAAAAAUACCUGCGGUUCCCGACCGACACUAUUUUUUCUGCUGACCCUAUUAUUUUUUCAACGCGAUUGACUGUGCGACCCUAUUUUCUCCGGGUUGUUGCAGGCUGCUCAUACAGUGUGCCAAAAUGGCGUCUGUUGUCACACUAAUUAUUGAACCAAAUUGUCUAAAUUCGUCCAUAGGAAAUACGCAUCUCAUUCUCUAGUUAAUAUUGAUCUUGGGACUCUACUGCAAAUCACCCAGCAAAAAACCGCCAAAACCAUGAAAAACUACCGACCCUAAUUUUUUCACGAUAUGAAACCGGAACCACAGGUAUUUUUUUAGGCCUGUCAGCAAUAAGAAGAAGUCUAUUCUAGAAAAUAUCUGCAAUCCCCCUCCCCGCCAUGGAGGAGACUUAAAUUUGACCCCCAUCCCAGUACAUUUUUGUAUGAGAAGUAGAUUUCCUUGCACUUAACUUCUUAUCUGAGACUGUCAAACAAAGUGAAAUAGUAAAAGAUUAAAUGGGUCAAUUUUACUUCUUUACAGGUGCAACAACAUACCAUACCAGUAACGAAAGUGGUUCACAAGGCUGGGUUGCGCAUGAAUGUAUUGACUGGAAUGGAUUGUGCUCUGAUAACCCUUCAGAUACACCAAUACAACUCAGGUGGAAAGAGAAAUCAGAUAUCCAAGUCGCAGGCAUGUUAUCAUUUUACAUCUUGACCAAAGGAAAGCAUCCGUUUGGUCCAAAAAUAUCACAAAUGAUGAAUUUGCACAAGGACAAUCCAGUUGGUUUAAGAGAGCUCGAUGAUCCUGUGGUCAAAGACCUGCUGUCUCGGAUGUUGGCUCAGGAGCUAGAUAAACGACCAUAUGUGGAGCAAGCCUUGAAGCAUCCUUACUUUCUCUCUCUUGAAGAGCAGAUGAAACUGGUAGAAGCUGUGGGCAACGAACCUCAAUUAACGAGUUACAAUGGAGUUUACAGACAGCUGAACAACCUUGACCCAUCCAAACCUCGAAGUCUGUUGUUACCAAAGGAUUGGAAAACAGUGAUUGGCCAUGAUGACCUCUACACUUUGUGUAGAGGAGGUUACCGCCUCCCAUCAGCCCAUGACGGUAGCCAAUAUACCGAUUGCCUUCGAUUGAUACGAAACACAUUUCAGCAUCGACAUGGCAAACUACGUCAAUUGAAAAAGAAGGCACCGGCUACUUCUUCUGUUGAGGAAUAUUUUUUUCAGUUAUUUCCGAAACUCCCAUUUGUUCUUCAUGAAAUAAUCAGAGAGUAUCCCAACUGGAAAAUGCUCCCUGCCUUGAAGGAGUUUUUUCCUGUGAUAAACCGUUGUGUGGUGUCUGAUGUAGAAUAAAGCAUACACAAUGUGUCAGGUUAGUAUAUUUCAUCAUAGUUUUCAGCAUUUUUUUAUUACCAUCAGGGGUGGAGCUGGAGGGGGUGUGGAGGCCUGGAGGGGGAGGGCGGUGGAACACCCCUAAUAGUCGUCAGGCGGCAAAUCAUUGUAUCCCAGUCAGGAAAUUGUUUUCCCAGUAGGCAAAACAUGAAUUGGAUAGGAAGGAAAAAAAUAAAGUAUUUGAGUGAAACUGAUUAAAAACUAAGAAUUAUAGCUGAAAUUUGGGGGAGUUUACAAAAUUAAGGAAAAAUUAACUAAAGGACCAAGGGGUACGUUGACGCUAAAAAUAAUGAAAAAUAUAAUUUCAUAUAAAUAAAAAUAUAUAUAAAUAAAAUAUAAUUUUAAUGUAUUUAGGCACUCCCCCCCCCCCCAUUUAAAUAGGAAGGACUAGCUCUGUUCCUGAUCACCAUAAGGCGUAAAAAAACCCCUGUGGUUCCGGUUUCAUAUCGUGAAAAAAUUAGGGUCGAUUAGGGGUUUGAUUAUUUUUUUCAUGGUUUUGGCGGUUUUUUGCUGGGCGAUUUGCAGUAGAGUCCCGACAUCAAUAUUAACUAGAGAUGCGUAUUUCCUAUGGACGAAUUUAGGCAAUUUGGUUCAAUAAUUAGUGUGACAACAGACGCCAUUUUGGCACGUUGUAUAUAGCAGCCCGCAACCACCUGGAAAAAAUAGGGUCGCACAGUCAAUCGCGUUGAAAAAAUAAUAGGGUCGGCAGAAAAAAAUAGGGUCGGUCGGGAACCGGAACCACAGGUAUUUUUUUUUACGCCUAAUAUGAAUUCAUCUGAGCCCAUUAUGGUAACAUUUUCAGUGAACAGGUUACUGGAUAAUAAACCACCAUUUUGAACCUUAUUGUUGUAUAACUAUCACAUGUUGUUUCAAAAAUAAAUGUUCUUUUUAUUUGUUAAGAACAAUAAAUGUAAAAUGCAUUUGUUUAUUUUUUCAUAGAUUUGUCAAGGCCACAGCAUUUAAGCGCUGAUUCCAAGGAAACCAGUGCUCCAUCAUGGCUUUAUUGGCAAUUUAAACAACAAUAUAUAUAUUGUGACAAUUGUGAAUUGUCCUUUCUUGUAUACUGUAUAGAGUGUCUAUACAUACCAUGUACAAACUUUUUAAGUGAAAAUUUAGCCUAAAAGGUGACGUUUUAUUUUAACUUAAUAUAUAACAUUAUAAACUCUUAAAAAAAUAUAUAUUAAUCACAAUGAUUAAUGUAGUGACUGAUAGGUUUAAAAACAACAGUCUCAAUUAUAAUAAUUUAGUUAAUUUUAAUUUGCACCUUGAACUUGUAAUUUUAGUUAUAGUAACAUGCACAAUAUAUUCAUCUAUAGCUGUAAACUAUUAUCCAAUUUUCAUCUAAAUGAAACUAAAGUUUGAUUGAUACUUGCAUAUAUAAUUAUUAGUCGCUGGGGCACUCUGUGCCUCCAGGGACUAUAGGUUUCGGCUUCAUCGCGGAUUGUUGGUCACAAAAUGACCUACGUCAUUUUUUUGUCAAACAUUACGUCAUUACUUUCAGUCGCUGGAUUCAAGAUGGCCGCUUACUUGGGAGCGUAUUUGGAAAUAAUUUCAUCGAUUUUGUGCAUAUUUUCUUCAUUUUUUCGAUGAAACUUAAUAGUUUUCCCAUCAGCCAGACUUUAUAAACCGAAAGUUAUCUUAUAUGAGUAAACUUGGAAGGCUGGAAGCCUGAAAUAGACGACAAAAGUUCACAAUUUUCACAAAGUUGGGAACUUCGUAAAUUGCAACAAUAAUAUUCGCAAGUUGCUGUUUAUUUGGAUGUAAAUAGAAUCUGCUUAAUGGGACAAGGGUUUAAUAGAGCUUGUUGCCUUGCUGGCAAAUGAUAUUUUAAAAGCUCUCAGGACAGCUGUUAUCUCACAAUAGGUAUUGUACAAUUCAAACACACAGAACAUAUUAAUUUGUAUAAUAGAUAAAUUUGGCAAAGUUAGUUACAUUGUUGCUAUGCAAUUCAUAACUUUAAAUAUUCAUGCCUAGUUAGUGUUCUUGCAGUAUGUACACAUAGAAUAGAACAGAGGUAACUAAGCAUUUGAUAAGCCCUAUACACUAUAAAAGUCAUUCAUUCAUUCAUGUAGCUAGAUAAUUCUAAAGCUUAGUUAUCUUUGUUCUACUCUUAUCUCUAUGCUUCAGUACACUAGAACAAUGAUAGUUAAGGCUGCAUUCCAGUUACGCAUUUUUCAUAGGUGCGUACAUGCACGUAAAAGUUGAAUUCGCUUAAAAUUUCAUAUAAGUGCAAAUAACCUUAACAAGUACACAUUAAAUCAUACACAAAACUGAAUGCUGUCCUUUUAUAAAUUUAGUUAUUUCAUAAGUAGGAUGUAAAGCAAAUUCAACUUUUACGUGCGUGUACGUACAACAUAUGAAAAACGUGUAACCGGAAUGCAGCCUUAAGGGAUGUCACUUAUGUAAAGUUGUGAAUUGGAUAUAACCAAACUUAGACAAAUUUGUUUAUCGUCUGUAGUCCGGGGACUUGUUUGAUGAACUUUGUUUUAAUUUUUCUAUGAAUCCAAUUUUUGAUAAAAACAAUUUUAUUAUAUGAACACAUAAGCUUAACAAACAAAUAGCAGUCUUAAUCUCAAUCGCAUGCAGCGUAAUAUGCAAUAGCCCCAGCAGGGCCGUAGCGAAGGGGGGUAUUGGGGGGGUGGUUAACCCCCCCCCCCCGACUUUUUUAGAAUUAACAUAUUCGGAAAAUCAGGUUGGUCAUUCGGAAAAUUACAGCAGUAAUAGUAUAGCAAAAUUUUAGUUGUUUAAACAGAGAAAAUAUUAUAAAAUUCUAUUGUCAGUAUCAUAAACUGAUUUACAAAAUCACGGUAUUUACAUGGAUAACAUUUAACAAAUCGUAUAUCGGUAAAUGUUUUUCGGUUUAUUACUUCCCAGGGCCGUAGCAACGGAGGGGGGGGAGGGGGGCAGCCCUCAAUAUAUCUUUAAAAUACUGACAAUUGAUUAAUUUUAAGCGGCUACAUUACCCAUGACAAACCGCAAAGAAUCAUAUUACCCAUAUACGCCUUCGCCCAUUUAGUUUGUAAAAAAUUGUAAGCAAAUUAAUUGUAAAUUUCGACGUGCUAAAACUCUGUUUUCUGACCAUCAGAAUUCUGUCAAAACUUCCCCCAAAAUCCACGAAAUGGCAUUUCAGAGACUCUAAAUUUAAAAAUUUCCUCGGACCUUCGGCCCUCGCCACCCCCUGAGAACUUCCUACGGAACUGCACGCUUCUGUAAUAUGUCUGUGCGUAAAAUAUCAGUAUUUUUGUUUGUAAAUUGCGUUUUCAUUUUCCGUGAAAUAUUCGGAAAUUUUUUCGUCAUUCGGAAAUUUUUGGCCUACACCCCCCCAACUAUGCAUGCUUAGCUACGGCCCUGAGCCCCAGCGACUAACGCUCAAUAGAGCGUCUUGUUGUGUUAUAGAAUUGGGUAAGUCUGCUCUAGGUCUAUUAACCGUGGUCUGCUCAGCAGCCAGUAUUGGAUUGAAUUGGUCCUAAUAAAGCCUGGGGCAUAUAUAGAUCAGUGAUAUUUCCUCAGAAAAUUUUCAAUUUUUUAAGUCCAGAAUGGUUUUGUUUUUGCCGUAAAUCUCUGUACGAGUGUACAAAACUCAUUCUUAUUGAAAUGCCCAUUUUAAAUUAAGAACUGCUCAUUUUGGAAAAUGGAUGCCUUCACCCAUUAAAACCAGGGGCGUUGGAAGCAGGGGGCCGGGCCCCCUCACUUUUUUUAGUUGGGGGGCCUAAAUGUCUUUGGGCCCCCACUUUUUAAGUUUUUAACAAUGGUCAAUAAUAAACCACAAAGUUAAUUGAUAUUAUUUCAGUUAUGUGUGUAGACAAAACAAUUUGAGAUAUUUUAUGACAUUUUGUUGCCUUUUAUAGAACUCUGUAAAUCACCUUCUGAAGUGCCCUAGUUUUGAAAAUUUUUUCGGGGGGCAUGCUCCCAGACCGCUUCUGAAAGUGUGCUCCCCACUUUUAGAGUGCUCCAACGCCCCUGAUUAAAACUGAACUCUUAACCAUUAUUGGUUAUUAUAGAUUUCCCAUAUGGUAAAAUGGUAUAAAAUAUUAUUAAAAAACAUUGUUUUUACUAAUUUACCACAUGGGAAAUCUGGAAUAACCAAUAAUGAUAAGAGUCCAAUUUUUAUUUUUACACCAGUAGAGUAAUAUGAUGGCCACCACAGAGUAGCCAAGGCGAAAAACUACCUUCUGUAAUACAUAUCUAUACCAAAAGUGGGACCCUUGAAUCGGGAUACUAUAGAUACGUUAUCCAGUCUUAUUUCAGAUCAGUGAGUUCAGAUUUGACUUUGGCCUAGUACACAUCUGAUUAAAUCUGAUUGGUUGAUUGGAUAUAUCAAACGCAUCUGAUUGGUUAAUAGAGGUAGAGUCGAAGUGCGGUGCAUGUGACUUUCUACAUUUUGGCGCCAACACCAAAUCACAGAAUAAGGCACUCUGUGACCAAAUACUUGAACACUGAGCAGAACCAAAUUUCUAAGCAAAAUAAUGAUGGACGAAGAACACGAUAAAGAAAAUGUUCCAAGUAAUGUUGAAAUUACAGCCGGUAAUACGUCAGAUUAUGAUAUAUCCGACCAAGAGUUACUUGGUCUUUCCCGAGGAGGGAUGAACAAACUUGUGAAGGGGAGAAGUGAUGGAGACGAUUUAUGGAAGCGACGUAAGGCGCUGAAGAGAAAACAAUCGUCAGAUGAGCAAAGAGAAGCUGUGAAGAUUAAGAGGCAACAAGAAGAGGAAACAAAAAGAACCGCAGCCUUAAGACCCACACAUCGGAUUGAAGUCUCUGCGAAGCAUAGAGAGAAGUUUGAACGGCUUUUAGAACUGUGGAAAAAUGAUCUUAAUAAAUCGAUAAAAAUAAGAAAUGAUAAUGGCGUGUGUUUCAAAAAAGAGUUCGUGAUAGGCAGGGGCAGUAAUGGCACAGAGGUGUAUAUUUGCUUGGGAUCUGACGGAAUAGAACGAGCGAUAAAACGUUUGCCAAAACAUCUGUGUGAGAAAUUCUUGGCGAAUGAACGAGAUAUCUUGAAUUCUCCGAAUGCAGUCGAGUCGCCACGAAUUGUAAAUUAUUGUUUCUACGAUGUCACUUCCAACCCUGAGUUCGGUUAUUUGAUUCUGAAGUUAUACGAACAGAAUCUUGAAGAAUUUAUCAAGGAGGAAGGCGAAAGGAUGACAGAAUUGCGUGCUAGAAAGAUGAUACGUCAAGUGUUGGAAGGGCUGAAAGCAUUACACGCUAGAGAGCCCAGAAUUCUACACAGAGAUUUGAAGCCAACUAAUAUACUUGUUGAUGUGCAUGGUAAUUUACUCCUGUCUGAUUUUGGUAUUGGACGGUUUUUCCCAGAAGGUAUUUUCACUAGUGAUAUAUAUAUAUAAUUUUUAAACAGAUCUAUUGAAGUAUACAAUUCCCAAUAAGUUAUGUAUCAGUCAAUUCCAGCAUUGCCAUCCCCUCCCUGGGCCACCCCUGGGGAAUUAGCCAUUUCUGGAAAGAAAAUGGUUAUGUCCCCACCCCAGGGAAAGAAGAACUGUGCUCAGGGACGAAACUUGGGGGGUGACACCCCCAAAGUACAAAUCAUUGGGAUUGGCAGGGCAAAUCAUCUGGAUUGGCAAGGCAAUGAAAUAUUUUAAAUGAUAGAAUGUGGAGUUAUUGAGUAGCUUCCAGAGGCAAUUGAAUAGAAUUUAUAGACCAAAAUUUUACAGAUAUUGGUAAAAAUAUAAGGCUUUCAUGCAUGAAAAAUUUUUUCGCCCCUUUUUUGAAUGCCCGGAAAAAAAUUUUUUGACCUCCCCCCAAAGAAAUUUUUUGCUGCAGGGCAUCAUUGGCUUUUGCAGGGCAAUUCUAGCAGAACCCCCCCUAAUUAAAAGAGGCUAGUUUUGCCCUGACUGUACUAAAGCCCCACCUUUGGGCAAACAAGUUGUGUAGUACACAGUUUUACUUCAGUUUUGCAUGUUAUAAUUCUAUGCCUAUGGACAAUAUAAAUGGGGGGGGGGGCAAAAGCAAAAAUAAAAAUCGAGCAGGAAACAGAAAAAAUGAAAAAAGUUUAAAAAAAAAUUUGUGCAGAGACUUUUCAAUAGGGAAAAUUAUAAGUUGUGUAAUGGUGGCCCCCAAAUUUGGAAAAUAAAACUUUUUUGAUAUAAGUAAUGGUGUGAGAAAAAAUUUUCUAAACCUAAAUAUUGCAGAUAUUGGUGCAAAAAACAUGUUCUAAAUUAAUCAUGUUUUAAGAAGAAUUUGUUGGGGAAAAUGUGUUUUGAACUAAACUGAUGUUAGUCCAUAAAAAUUUUUUGACCCUUUUUUAUGUCCUGAAAAAGGUUUCGUACGUUGUUGAUGGUCUGCAAUAACUUAAUAAUAAUAAUGAAAACUUUAUUAAUAGAACAUUUAUAGAUAUAUACAAUUGUAAAUCCCACUUCUUGAGGUAACCUACAGUUGACUACUUGAAUCACUUAUACAUGCAUGGUUAUAAUUUUAUAUACAAAAAUUGUUAAUUAUUUAUAGAAAUAGUUACUUUAAAUGUUCAUUAGUUUGGGAUUUGUCCAUUCUUUAUUUUUACAGCAAAAUAUGUAGUACGUUGAGCGGAUGGCAAUAGAUAUAAUUUUUCUGAUACAAUAUUGUUGGUGUUAUCCAGUCCGAACUCAUUUAGCAUAUUUACGAAUGUAUGACAUUCUUUGUCAAACACCCCUAGCGAACUGACAGAAAGAUUUAUAAACUUAACAGAUAUAAAGUUUUGAUCCAGUUCUCUAAUUAGGUUCUUAUAUUUAGCUUUCUUGCGGUUAACAUUGUUUGUGAGGUUUGAUUCAAAGCCUACGGUAAGUUCAACAAUGUAGAGGUGUUUGUCUGAAGUGGAGACAAGUAAAUCAGGACGAUAUUCAUCUCCCGUAAUAAUUGAGGGGCUUUCAAAUCCAAGAAGAUCAACAUGUAAUUUAAUAAUAAUAAUAAUGAUUUAUUAACAGAUCCAACAAAGUGGCUCUUCCCUAUUAAGUACUACAUUAGUAUUAAUAUUCUACUAACAUUAAUAUUAUAUAAAACUCUACUACUAAUUAUUGUAACUAAAUUAACUAUACUACAAUUUACAAAACCAAAAACAAGUUAUUGCAAUUGUUCCUUAGCUAUGUCCAUAAGGUAGUUCUUUGAUUGUAUGCUAAAUCUAACAAGAGUUUCACAAUUUUUAAUAUCGUUCGGAAGUUUAUUAAAAUAUUUUGAGGCCAAAUCCUGAAAAGUUCCCUUAACUCGAGGAACUGUCAAUUUAGUUGAGUCACUUGAUCGUAGGUUUCUCAAUGGUUUGGCUACUUCCAGGCUGGCAUAUGAUGGCCAAGACCUAUCAUGUAAUGCUUUAUAUGUUGUUUUUAAAAGAUGCCAUUCCCUGCGUUCUUGAACAGGAAGCCAGCCUAUCUUGACAGCAUCUGCUGUAGUUGCAUAGCGUCCUCUACUCAUCAAUGAUCAAAGACAAUGGUACUGAAAGACCAUCCCAAAGAACGAGUGUCAAACCAUUUGCAGACAAAUUCAGUAUCUUUCCAGCGAAAUCUUGCAUGUUAUAGUCAGCCAAUUGCCAUGAUGGAAAACGUCAAAGUCCCCACCCAUGGGCUGAAAAAUUUUUGGCAAUAGCCCACCCCUGAGAUUAGGAAAAGCUGCGAAGGCCCUGGGGGUGGACACUGCUGGAAUUGACUGAUACAUUAGUGUCGAACAGAACUGGCUUGACAUAAAUCUUUUAUUUUUGACCUGGGAUAGUCCAAUUCAUGAACUACAAAGUUGUCCUACAGAAAAAAACAGGAUUUAUUAUUUAACAGGACACACUUCAAUGCAGUGCUAAUUUAUUGGUGUUCAUGUAAUUGAUCCUAUUUAGCAAAACUGGUCUGCAACAUGGUCAUGCAUUUUAGUUAACCUCUCAUGUAAAUCAUGUUGUCCCGGGAAUUGAGGAAAUAUUAACCUGAGUAUUGGGCUGUAUUUUACAAAUAGCCUGACACAAUCCGAUCGCUUUCCACCCACAGCAAAGUUUAUAUUUAGUAUGCAAUCAAAAUGUCACAGGAGAAAUUUAAAUUUCACACAACAACAACAACAACAAUCUAAUUAUAAUUGUGAUCAUUAUAAAAUAUAUCAACAACAAUAGUAUAAUCUAAUUAGCACCAACCAAUCAAAUGACAGAUUAAAAAAUCUUUGUCUCAUAGACCAAUCAGAUUUACAACCGAAAUAUGGUUGUACGACACACGGCUCGAAGUAGAGAAAAAAUAUGGCCUGUCAGUCUAAAAUGUUUUGGCAGGUGAAAUAAAUUUUAUUCAUUGAACUGCCAAAAGUCCAGUGAGUCACAUUGUAAAAAUCAAUGUUUUCAUGACAUGCAUUUUUAUUGUUUUUAAACUUGUCUAUUUUACUACAGUAAACGUGGAUUUAUACAUUUCAAAUAUAUAUAAACGUAUUUAGUCAACUAAAUGAUCUAGUAUAUAUGAGUUGUGGUAAGCAAAUGAAAUUAAAUAUAUCUAUAUAAUUUCACGUGCCAUUUUUUUUACUUUGGCAGUUCAAAUUUGUUUUUGCCUGCCAUUUCUAAAAUAUGGCCUGCUUUUGGCCAUUGGCAGCCCGCUAUUUCGAGCCCUGGUACGACAUGGACUUUUGUUAAGGUUUGUAUCAGGCCUAUUUAUUUAUAUUUCUACGCCUGAUCGCAGGUUAAGGGAAUAUGUUUACCACAUGCCAUAUAUGAGCAGCUAAAUGUAGGAAUUGCACAUCCAUAUAUUCCAUCUAUUCCAGAAAGCAUCUGCAUAACCCCCACAAUUGGGGAAUUAAUUUAAAUUAACCUCUUCCCCAUAGGGCAUCCUAGUACAUUUUCGUAUGAGAAGAAGAUUGUUGUUAAUAAUGGGUCAAUUUUACUAAUUUACAGGUGCAACAACCUACCAAACCAGUAACGAAAGUGGAUCACACGGCUGGAUCGCGUAUGAAUGUAUUGACUGGCGUGGAUUGUUUUCUGAUGAGACACCAAAUGCUUCAGAUACCCCAUUACAACUCAGGUGGAAAGAGAAAUCAGAUAUCCAAGUCGCAGGCAUGCUAUCAUUUUACAUCUUGACCAAAGGAAAACAUCCGUUUGGUCCGAAAAUAGCCCAAUUGAUGAAUUUGCACGAUGACAACCCAGUUGGUUUAAUAAAAGAGCUCAGUGAUCCUGUGGUCAAAGACCUGCUAUCUCAGAUGUUGGCUCGGGAUCUAGAUAAACGACCAUAUGUGGAGCAAGCCUUGAAGCAUCCUUACUUUCUCUCUCUCGAAGAGCAGAUGAAAUUGGUAGAAGCUGUGGGCAACGAACCUAAAUUAAUGAGUUACUGUGGUGUGACCAGACAGCUGAACAACGUUAAUCCAUCCAAACCUCGAAGUCCGUUGUUACCAUUUGAUUGGAAAACAGUGAUUGGCCAUGAUGACCUAAACACAUUGUGUAGAGGAGGCCGCUCCCCGUCAACCUAUGGUGGUAGCCGAUAUACCGAUUGCCUUCGAUUGAUACGAAACACAUUUCAGCAUCGGGAUGGCAAACUGGGUCAAUUGAAAAAGAAGACAUCGACUACUUCUUCUCUUGAGGAAUAUUUCCUUCGAUUAUUUCCAAUGCUCCCACUUGUUCUUCAUCAAAUAAUCAGACAGUAUCCCGACUGGAAAACACUCCCUGCCUUGAAGGAAUUUUUUCCUGAGAUAGACCGUUGUGCAGUAUCUGAUGUAGACUAA